GGCGUAUCCUCAUAGGGGAUAGCUUCCUUCCAUCGGCUCGCGAUCAAUACUGGGAUGGAUAAAAGUACAGAAACUGUUUUCUUGCGAGCAUUGUACGUACUCUCGUGGCAUCUCAACUUCUCAGAGAGCUCUAUCUGAUAUGCGAUAUAAACUUUCCAUAUAUACGUUCGUUUCUUCAGUACAAAAUAAAUAUUUGUUUACACACCGCGUACAAAAUAUUGUCACACAUAAAUGUUGCGUUUUGCGGGGAACGUUACUGUCAGGGGAAAUCUUGGAGAACUUGUUGAGAGUGAAUUUUUUAUUCUAUAGCGUGCUUAAGCACGCGAUAUUCUCGCGAGGACAAAACGGCGAAGAUGAAGAGACAGAAUGUCAGAACCCUAUCAUUGGUAGUGUGCACAUUUACGUAUCUUCUGGUCGGUGCCGCGGUAUUCGACGCUCUUGAAUCGGAUACCGAGAGGAAACGCUGGGAAUUUCUCUCGGAAAUACGUCGUAAUAUGAUGAAAAAGUACAAUAUUACGCCAGAGGAUUAUAGGAUGGUCGAGAUCGUAAUAAUAGAGAACAAGCCACAUAAAGCGGGACCGCAAUGGAAAUUUGCGGGUGCCUUCUAUUUUGCCACUUUAGUAUUAGCCAUGAUUGGUUACGGACAUUCUACUCCUGUAACUAAAACUGGAAAGGCAUUUUGUAUGGUAUAUGCGAUGGUAGGGAUUCCUUUGGGACUGGUAAUGUUCCAGAGCAUUGGCGAGAGAUUGAACAAAUUUGCAUCGGUCGUGAUCAGACGAGCAAAGACAUAUCUCAGGUGUCAAAGAACCGAAGCUACUGAGAUGAAUCUCAUGCUAGCGACUGGUCUCCUCUCAAGUAUAAUUAUUACCACAGGUGCUGCGGUAUUUUCAAGAUAUGAGGGUUGGAGUUAUUUUGAUAGUUUUUAUUACUGUUUUGUAACGCUCACGACCAUAGGUUUCGGUGAUUAUGUCGCUCUUCAGAAUGAUCAAGCGCUUUCCAACAAACCUGGAUAUGUAAUUUUGAGUUUAGUCUUCAUCCUAUUUGGCUUGGCCGUAGUUGCCGCCAGUAUUAAUUUGCUAGUACUGCGUUUUAUGACGACAGAUUCCGGUGAGGCUCGUCGCGAUGACACAGAGCUGCAAUCUGCCUCGCAUCACGUUUUGACACUAGACGGCGAGGUUGUGGCGGUAAAUGGAAAGCUUCUCGCCAGUCAUGUUCCUAUCGUGCACGAUACGGAUGAUUGUGUCAGCGUAUGUUCCUGCACCUGUCUUGGGCCAGCAAAUUCCGAGCUGCUUGAUCCUUCCGGGUAUCAGGGUUACCGACCACCCCCAACUUCCGCCAGUCUUCGUGUGAAGCGCGCAUCCGUCUGAUGGAGGGAGUUUCGUCGUCGCAGUCUACGUCGCCGACUUACAAAGGCCGACAGCCGAGAAUUGCUCGGCAUCGAUGUUUAAGAGCUCAUUUUCCGCACAAAAUCCCUCAUGAGAGAAUACCUGUGAUACAUCCACAGAGGACAGUUUCUAACAUUUGGUACAGAUUUUCACACCUUAUGUGAAAAGCAAAAA
This is a messenger RNA of Pogonomyrmex barbatus (red harvester ant), 1559 nucleotides long. RefSeq names its product TWIK-related acid-sensitive K[+] channel 7 (gene Task7). Gene Ontology annotation, cellular component: plasma membrane. NCBI's taxonomy places the organism in Eukaryota, Metazoa, Arthropoda, Insecta, Hymenoptera, Formicidae. Gene Ontology annotation, biological process: potassium ion transmembrane transport; stabilization of membrane potential. Gene Ontology annotation, molecular function: outward rectifier potassium channel activity; potassium ion leak channel activity. The record is from RefSeq and is a predicted model, not a curated record.